Pestalotiopsis fici W106-1 is the source of this 1146-nucleotide messenger RNA. RefSeq lists its product as uncharacterized. The coding region runs from base 1 to 1146 and encodes 381 amino acids. Gene Ontology annotation, molecular function: protein kinase binding; cyclin-dependent protein serine/threonine kinase regulator activity. Gene Ontology annotation, biological process: regulation of cyclin-dependent protein serine/threonine kinase activity. NCBI's taxonomy places the organism in Eukaryota, Fungi, Ascomycota, Sordariomycetes, Amphisphaeriales, Sporocadaceae. The record is from RefSeq and is a predicted model, not a curated record. Gene Ontology annotation, cellular component: nucleus; cyclin-dependent protein kinase holoenzyme complex. The transcript has a single exon.
AUGGCAUCGAUAUCGGGGCUCUCCAUGGCUGAGCUCAACGCCGCCGCCCUGGAGCACUUUGUCUAUCAACCAGUCGACAGCUCCAUGAUUUCAUACCUGGCCCAGGCUGCAUACGAUGUUAUUCAGUGUGAUCCUCACAUGAUGCCGCCACCGCCGCCAUCGUCACAACACAUGCCACCCACACCACCUCGGACACCUUCGCCGAGAGCCAUUCGUGUCGAGGACAAUGCCAUGCCUACGCUUGAGGAGUUCAUUACUCAGCUUGUCGUUUCUUCUAACGUUCAGGUACCCACCCUGAUGUCGACACUGGUCUACUUGACCAGGUUAAAGUCGCACCUUCAGCCCAUGGCAAAGGGUUUGCGAUGCACAUCUCACCGCAUCUUCCUGGCUGCUCUCAUCCUCGCAGCCAAGUACCUCAAUGACAGCUCGCCAAAGAACAAACACUGGGCAAACUACAGCCACGUCAACGCCGAUGGCUGCUCAUUUGGUUUCACUCGCAAUGAGGUCAACUUGAUGGAGAAGCAGCUCUUGUUCCUGCUUAACUGGGAGCUUAGAAUCACCGAGGAGGAUCUUUACCGGGAACUGGAUGUCUUCUUGGCUCCUAUCCGUGCUGAGAUCGAUGCCAAGUACGCCCGCCGCCUGCAACGCAAGAGGGAGGAGGCACUCCGCCAGCAGAGAGAAGCCGAAGCCUGGGCAGCUGCCGCACAGUUCCCCACCCCUCCGAGCUCCCGAGGCAGCUCAAGAUCUAGACAGCCUGCUCUUCCCGAGCAAGAAACUGUCCGGAUGGUCCACGAUGCUUACACACCUCCCGGUUUGGCCUACAGCUCUGGAGCAAGCUCAAGCAGCUCAUAUGCUUCUUCAAUCUCUUCGCAACAGCACUCACGGUCAAGCACGCCAGUCUCGGUUCCGGAGGAUCCUUAUGUCUAUGGCGACGGCGAUCUUUACGAGUCGCCUGUUGAGGUUGUUUUGGACAUGCCACAGCCGGCCACACUCAGGAGCUAUCGCAAGGGCGACCACCUUCUCCCGUACGAGAUCAGCGUCGAGGAGCUUCGAGAGAUGCAGGACGGCGGCAGCAAAGCCAAACGCGCGAGAACGGGACGGGGAAUGUGGGGACGAAUGUUCGGCGGCGCUGUUUCAGUGCGGUAA